AUGGGGCUGGAGAAGCUCCGUGUGGGAACCCUGCUCUUCUCUGUCUUUGCAAGGGUCGUGAUACCAGCAGACAUGAGAGGGAAGGUGUUUAUUUUCCCUCAAGAAUCAGCUACUGCCCACGUGUCCCUGGUCCCUCUGGUGAGGAAGCCUCUGCAGAACUUCACCUUGUGUCAGGCCUUCAAGGACCUCACCCGCCCUUAUAGCCUCUUCUCCUACAGCACCCCAUCCAAGGACAACGAGCUGCUUCUCUUUGUCAACAAAAUGGGAAAGUACAGCCUAACUAUUGGGAAUUCAGAUGCCAUUUUCAGGGCACCAGUGACUCCUUAUGCCCCUAUCCAUGUUUGUGUGAGCUGGGAAUCUGCCUCUGGGCUUGCUGUCUGGGUAGAAGGGAAACCCUUGGGGAGAAAGGGUUUGAUGAAAGGGUAUUCAGUGGGGGCCCAAGCAAAGAUCAUCUUGGGACAAGAACAGGAUUCCUUUGGGGGUAGUUUUGAGGAAAAUCAAUCCUUUGUUGGGGAGAUAUGGGAGGUAUCCUUAUGGGACCACGUGUUGCUGCUGAAAGAGAUGUGUGAAUGGAGUUACAGUGGUAACAUCCUGAACUGGCAGGCUCUGAGUCAUGAACAAUGUGGCUAUGUGGUGACUAAGCCCAAGCUGUGGGUUUAG
Messenger RNA from Dipodomys ordii (Ord's kangaroo rat), 660 nucleotides. Its product is annotated as mucosal pentraxin-like. Gene Ontology annotation, biological process: innate immune response. Lineage: Eukaryota; Metazoa; Chordata; Mammalia; Rodentia; Heteromyidae. The record is from RefSeq and is a predicted model, not a curated record. Gene Ontology annotation, molecular function: complement component C1q complex binding.